AUGUUUAUUCUGCCCAACCACUCUUCUGUAGUUCUGCUUGAGUAUAGACAUUUGGCAGAAGCUUUGCAUAAUCACACUGAUGUUGGACUCGGGCCUACAGUUCUGGGUCAUCUAUUCAAGAACCUGCACACUGCCACCCUGGAGUAUCCGCUAAAUUUGUCUGCCCCUGGUGCAUUCUGGAUGAUUCAGAUCUGGCUGCAGCCACUGUUGUCGGCAGAAGUCCCCAAGAGGUCGAUUGAUGAGUACCUGAUGUUCUUCAGACAUUGUACCAAGAGGUCUGCAGCGCAGUGGCAAGUGGUGAUCAGGAGAACCUAUCCUUGGUUUCAACCUGGAUACCGUUUGUUUGAGAAGGAGCCAGAAGAAGAAUCUGCCAAAACUGAUUUCAGGAAGAAGUUCCUGAGUGUGACCUUGCCCAGAGAUCUGCCUCAUGGAGGUGGAAAGCCUCCAAAUUAUCAUUUGGGGGCAGAAGUUUACCAUCCCAACGUCUGUGCAAGGCAGCUUGGCUGUCCUCAGCUUAUACCCCUCAAGUCAUACAAAAGCUGCAAUCGAGGCUCUUCUUGGAGGGAUGCAGAUGACUUAGAGGUCCACAAAGAUGCCAGGUGCGCAGUAAAUAAGAUUAACAAUAGUGCCGAUGCCCUUUAUCCUUCAUGGGAACUGAAUUCCUGCAGUUCUGCGGAGUUUGAUGCUUGGUGGAAGGCCAGAUUUCGUGAUCUGCCUGCUUCUAGUACCGCACUUCAGGUUCUUUUUAAGGGUUGGGACAACUGGACUGUCCACACAGACGAGGAGACUCAUAAAUUCAUGGUGCAGACCAUCAAAGACAUUAAUCUGCAAGUUAUAGAAGAUCCUUCUUUGACAAAGAAUAUUGGUAGCCAACCUGCCCAGAGCGGAGAGGUGUUUGUUAAUUCUGUUAUUGCUGCUGGGGAUUUGGAGCUGCCCUCCAGGGAUGGAGAAGAGGAAGAAGAAGAAGAGGAAGAAGAUCAGGUAGAACAGACUCCUGUCGAGGCCACUUCUCCUAUUAGAAGAAAAAGAAAAGAAAUUGCCCAACUUGUGACUCCAGCUGGGAGUCCCUUUCCUCCCCCUACUAAGUCAAAAAGACUUAGAAAGAAGACUGUAGAAGAAUAUGUGGCCCCGGAGGGAACUAGGGCAGUUCCUACCACCACUUCUGGCACGGAUGACAAUCUGAGAGAGGCUUUCGAAGCUGUGGAGCAGGAGAAGGAGCUGGAAGAGCUAGAAGAAGUAGGAGAGGGGCCUCAAGAGAAGGCCAAGACAGUGGAAGAAGAGGAGGAAAUUCCUGCUGAGGUAAUAGCGGAGAGGAUUGCCUUGGCUCGGAAGCAGCAGGAAGAUAUAGGGGCAGAGCUAACUAACUCAGAGUUGGCCCUGUUUGAUGAUCCAGAGGCAGAACAUUCUAAUGUUGUUCCAGCAGCUGAGGAUCAGGCGGAGCAAUCUGGAUCAGAGCCUGUGGAGCAGGCAGAACAAGUGGUUGCUGCUCCUGAAACCGUAGUGAAAGUGGCUGCUGCCGUUCCUAGCUUUAUGGUAGAAAUACCAAAAACUGUUGGGACCUUGGCAGUGAGGACCACCUCCUUGCAACCUCCGAUUGUUGCUGUAAGUUCAUCUGCCACGGCCUCUUUUGCUGAUCCGGAGCUGGCAGAAUUCGAAGCCAUGGACCUAGCUGCCCAGCUGGACAAGUUGGAAAAGCUCAGCUCCCCUGUAGGCAAGAUAAAGUCCAAGGCAGUGGAAGAGGCAAUGGAGAGACUGAAGAUCUGGCAGUUUACUGAAGUGGAGCUGGAUGAGGACAGGGAGGCCUUUGACCAGCUGAUGAAGGAUCUGGACCUACUGCACAGACAGAACAUGGCCCCAAAACCUAUACUUGAGAUGAGCCUUGUCUUGGCAAGGGAUGUGCUCAACCUUCACGACCGUUAUGAGGAUCUGAAGCCCACCUUCAAAACCUCUGAGUUCUGCAAGGCCACUCAUGAAGCCAACUUGGCUGAUUUUGCAAAACAGAAGACAGAACUGGACCAGAUGGUGGUGGGGUAUAAAGAAGCCAAAGCCACUGCGAACAAACUGGAGAAACAGAUUGCAGAGAUUCAAAAGCAACUGGCAGAGCGCCGGGAAGUGCAGCACAAGCUCGGGGCUGGAUUGAGCUCCAAGACUAAGGCCACUUUCCUUGUGCAGAACAUGGUUGCAGCUUCUAGGCCAGCCCUGGAGAUUGCAGAGGCUUCAAUUCAUCAGGGAGUGCUGCUCCAAAAAGAACUUUCUAUCAAGAAGACCAAUCUGCAAGAGACUCUCAGAAAAUUAGGAUUUUGA
Molecule: messenger RNA, 2304 nt
Organism: Prunus armeniaca (apricot)
Lineage: Eukaryota; Viridiplantae; Streptophyta; Magnoliopsida; Rosales; Rosaceae
Source: the annotation of a GenBank genome assembly